Molecule: messenger RNA, 1194 nt
Organism: Exophiala dermatitidis NIH/UT8656
Lineage: Eukaryota; Fungi; Ascomycota; Eurotiomycetes; Chaetothyriales; Herpotrichiellaceae
Exons: 3
Coding region: 1-1194 (397 amino acids)
Source: RefSeq, a predicted model, not a curated record
AUGCAGCUACUCGGCGCCUCACUUAUUCUGACCUUGUUGGUCCACACACGUGUCUGCCUUGCUGCCCUCCGCAUGGGCUGGCAUAACGCCCCUGAACCAGGUCGGCCAGCGAAAGCGCGUGCUUAUGCAGAUGGCCAGCUAAACAGCGUGUUGAAGCACCCGCGACAAGCAUCCCCUCCCAUCACCACAGUGCCGAAAUGCGAUGACUAUGACGGGUAUUUCUAUGUCACACCACGAAACUACACCUGGCAGCUACAGUGCGCCACCAACUACAAUGGAGACAUCUUGUCCCAGGCCAAUGCAGCCAACUUCAGCGCCUGCAUUGGCGCCUGCGUCGAUUACAACCGAGCAAACACGCCCGGGGCUUGCUUAGGUGUAACGUUCAACGGACCUAGCGACGGCGCAGCUGGGCUGUGUACACAGUAUGAAGAGGUUACUGGGCCACUAUUUGCCGACGAAGAAGGAAACGUACAAGACUCCGCCCUCCUGAUCCUGGGCCCGGAUGGACAGAUAUUUGCAACACCCCAGCCAGAUCCAACCUUCUCUGGAGCACCGACCCAAGGACCCUCGGUUGAUCCCGUGCGUACGACUUCAACCACUGGUUCGGAAGGACUCAGCAUCACUCCCGCAAUCUCAACCACAAGCUCAAGCUCGGCAGAAUCCAGCACUCAUACUGCAGGCCUGGUCACAACGACCACCAUUACAAGCACGCUGUUUGUGACCUCGUGUCCCCCGGAAGCUGCAGGAUGCCUUCCGUCUCCUAGUACUUCUUCAACGUCAAGCACCGACUCCACCAGCAACGGUGCGACUAGUUUGUCCUCCUUCACAACUACGAGUGUCUCCGUGUCGCAAGUGAGCGCCACCACGGGCCCCUCGACCUUCUCACAACCUUCCACGUCAAGGUCAAGCACAGGAGGGCCAACAACAACCUCCACAACAUCAACCCCCGGAGGUUUGACGGUGGAUCCUGUUCAGGCAACUUUUACAACCGUAGUGCCCUUCACAGAGUACCAGGUACAGAUCGUGGAGAUAUGUGCAGCCACCCCAACUCCGUGCUCUCAAUCACGAAUUACAUCAACGGCAGUUGGGUAUCGGACCGAGAUAUCCUGUUCUCCCGGCGCUUGUUCCGGAAUGAUGGUGGCCACUAGCUUGAUGGCUGAUUUUGCGGCGACAGGGCUGUGCGUUUUACUCUGA